Messenger RNA from Lactuca virosa, 786 nucleotides. Lineage: Eukaryota; Viridiplantae; Streptophyta; Magnoliopsida; Asterales; Asteraceae. The record is from the annotation of a GenBank genome assembly.
AUGCUAAUAUGCACCUUCCUUCCACCAUCAUCGCCGGAUCCCAAAGAUGAAUCUUGCUUGACUCAUUUAUUUCAAUCCUUCGAUGAUCCCAACAAAAACCUCCGCAACUGGUCCAUACCCACCUUCUCCAACCCCUGUUCCGACUUCAACUCAAAUCUCGCCGGAGCUACCUGCAACAAUGGCCGUGUCUACAAGCUUUCCCUUCAAAACCUCGGUCUCCGGGGAACAAUCUCGCCGUAUAUUUCCAACUGCACAAAUUUACAAUCUUUAGACCUAUCAAACAACUCCCUCGCCGGACCUAUCCCCGUCGAACUCCAGUACCUCGUCAACCUCGCCGUACUCAACCUCUCCUCCAACCACCUCUCCGCCGCCAUCCCACCGUCUCUCGCCAUGUGCAAUUACCUCAACGUAAUCGACCUUCACGAAAACGAUCUAACGGGAACAAUCCCACCUCAACUCGGGUCCUUAGCGAGGUUAUCGGUUUUUGACGUUUCUAACAACAAGCUUUCUGGACCUAUUCCGGCGAGCCUGGGUAACCGGACGGGGAGCUUGCCACGGCUAAACGCGAGCUCCUUCUCCGGUAACAAGAAUCUUUAUGGGUACCCAUUAGGUCCGAUGAACAGUAAAGGGUUAUCGGUGGUGGUGAUUGUCGGAAUCGGAUUGGGAAGUGGGCUUUUGAGCUUGGUUUUGAGUUUUACGGUGGUUUGUAUUUGGUUAAGAUCGGUUGAACAGAAGAGAGCUGAUGAACAAGAAGCCAAGAUUCCUCCGUUAAUGCCUGAUUAUUGA